Messenger RNA from Pocillopora meandrina, 3197 nucleotides. The record is from the annotation of a GenBank genome assembly. Lineage: Eukaryota; Metazoa; Cnidaria; Anthozoa; Scleractinia; Pocilloporidae.
AUGGAAGGUAGUUCUGAAAUAAGGAAAAAGUCUCGGGAAUCUAAAGUGUGUUCGAGAUGUGGGAAAUCAGUUAUAAAUUUAUCUCGUCAUCAGAAGGAUGUACAUAAAGUGAAUAAGAUUUUUCGUCAGGUAGAUGUAUAUAUAAAUGGAAACAAGAAAGCGCCUAAUAGGAAGAUAAAGUUUUGUCCGUUAUCUCCAUGCAAGCAUUCAAAGAAAGGUGUCUUUCAACUUCAUCAUCAUUUACAGUCAAAUAUCCACAAGCUUAAUCCCAACUCAAACCAAUACUUAGAUGCGCUUAAAUCUGCUCCGAGAAUUGGGCUUCAAGAGCUACGAGAUCACAUUGCCAAGAGAAAGAAAUCCAAAGCAAAGAGCGCCACAACUAAAGAUGGUCCUAAAAAGAGAAAAAUCGAAUCAAAAUCACCUGUACGUGGAAAGGCCGCAAAAGGGUGAAAUUUUACAAGGGUGACAAGGAAAAUGAGUAUAGUUUGGUGAAUAGAAUCGAAGCUGAGGAAGAAAUUGAAAAUGACUCGGAUGAUCAAUUAUUAGAAAAUCCUGAAGGAGAAGCAACUAUCAGCAGAAACGUGAGUAACCCUGGGCACCUCGCACCGACCUCCUCCAAUAGUAAUGCAGAGGAGCGCAAACUACAUAAUGAAGAAAGUUGUGAAUCAAAGGUAAGAGAGACGUACAAUGAUGAUGACAGCAAAUUAGAGUAUGAUCAGCAAGUUGAUAAAGUGGAACACAAGCUACAUAAUGAAGAAAGUGGAGAUUCAGGCAAUGAUCAUGACAGUAAUUUGGAGUAUGAAAAAGUAAUGGAUCAAAUGGAAUCAAAGGUAGGUGAUACACAUGAUGACCAUGACAGCGAUUUGGAGUAUGAUCAACUUGUGGAUAACGUGUGGAAAAGAAAUGAAGAGUGCAAGAAGCGAAGCUUUAAACAGUUAGUGUCUAUGAUGUCCUCCCAGUGUGAAAGCGAUGCCGAGCUAUCUGAAGAGUUAAACAACCGCAAAAAUGCUGACCAAGUAAUCCAACCACCUCAACCACCAGUGACGGCUGGUAAUACCAAAUCUAGUGAAAUAGUUAUAUGCGACAGUGAAGAAGAGGAAAUUUUAGACCCAAACUAUCACCCUUCCCUGGACUCCGAAUCAGAGUGUAGCACUGGAAGCUUGUCAGAUAACUGCUCGUUGCAAGAAAGGGAUGACAUUUUAACUGAUUUCGUGGAAAACGUAGAUAAUCUCGAUUUUCUUCGUGUGGAACCAGAAUGGAAGAGCGUGGUUGAUGUUGUUUUUGAAAGAAAAAAAAGGACGCUGGUAAUACUGACUCCCAAAGCAAUCUUUCACAAGGUAAAGUGCCUAAGGAAGUUAUGAAUGAUGAUGAAUCAUCAGUAUACGAUAGCGAUGAUGAUGAUAAUGACGACUGUCUUGAAGAGAUGGAAGAUGAUGUCAGUUUUGAAGACAAUGAUAGUAGUGAUGACAGCCCACUGCUUAACGAGUUUCAUUCCUGGUUGAUAGACGUAGACGGGGGUUAUCGCUGCGCAAAAGUGGCUGGUCAGUACAAGUCACAGGUAAAACGCAUCAUGAAAGUUCUUUCAGAAGAUUUCCCUCAAGCAAAAUGAAAUAGAUCUUGUUACUGUCGAGGGGCAUGACGGAGUGGUAAUGUUGAGGAAGUGGUUGGGUCAACUAUCUGAGGAGUAUCAACCUGGAACCAUUAGAUCAUACCUAAUGAGCCUUAGGCUAUUCCUUAAAUUCCUUGUGCAAGAAGAGAAAGGGCAAGAUAGAUUAGACACACUUCAUGCAAGGAGAGAUCUUUUAACUUCGUGGUCAUCUGCUCAAAGAAAGAAGGUGCUGAAAAGGAAAUUAGAGAAACAUGACAUGGACUUUGCAAAACUCCUUUCUAGCGAAGAUCUAUAUAAAGUGUCAAAUGGACAACAGCGAAUAAACAUAAUUAAAGCGCUUGGAACAGCUGCGGAGAAAAGCAAAGCUUGUGGAGAACCUGUGCUGGUCAACGAUCAGACCUUUUGCGAAGUAAGGGAUUGGCUGAUUACAAGAUUAAUAAUUGACAACUCCGGAAGAAGUGGUAUUGCAGCAAAUAUAACAGUGGAGGAAUUCAAAGAUGCUAAACUGUACGCUGGAGAAGAAGAUGGAGAGAGAUACCGCGUAUCAGUUAAGAAUCACAAGACAGGAGGUGUUUAUGGGGCAGCCAUUGUAUGGUUUCAUGCUGAUGUUUACAAUCUGGUGAAUACGUAUAUCUCAAGGGUGAGGCCUAAGUACGUCAAAGAUGCCACAGAUAACAUGUUCGUUUCAACCAAUGGCGUUAAACUUACUUCAUCGCAAGUAUCCACGUGUCUGACUCGUACAUUUCAAAGGGAGGGUGUGAAGUUUCACGGUCGCAUCUCCGCAACCUUGAUAAGAAAAUCUCUGGCAUCAGGAGUGCAUGUCCAUUUGCCUGAAGAUCAAGAACAACUGGCUGCCCUUGCACAGCACAAACCUCAAACACAAGCUCAAUAUUACCGCAUCAAUGACAAAGUUAGAGAAACAGAUAUUGGGCGUCGUGCUGUCAGAAAAUUUAUCACCAUGAACUGCGCAAAGACAGAGGUAAGUACUCUUAUAAUGCAUACCAAUCGUAGUAAUUUGAAUAACAAUUGGCAUACGAAUUCUGAUUUCUUUUAGGUAUCAAUAAUUCCUGUCGAGUGGACCGAGGAAGAGACCUCAAAACUUCAAGAUUUAUUCAAGUCUGAAAUUGAGACUGGUAACAUAACUGAAAACAUUGUCAGAGAUAAACUUGGUGCUUCCAACCUGUUGGAAACACACUCCAUGAAGGCAAUUGUGUUGAAAGUGAGAAGGCUUCGAUCAGAAUUUACCAAAAACUUAGAACCACCAACUGAAGUUGAGUCUCCUGAACAGAAGAUAGAACGGUUUAUGUCUUCCAGAGCUCCAUCCAUCGCAUCUGAAUCUGCAAAGCCAUCAUGGAGUAAGUUCACCGAUGAACAAACAGACCAUCUCCUAUCGUUAACUCAGGAUAUGAUUGAAAACAACGCAGUAAAAAGAGAGGUCGUUUGGGAACGGGUGAUAAAUGAUGAGAAAGCAUGGAAAACCGGGUUGGUCUUCGGAACCGAUGAUGAGGAGCUUCUUUUGAGGCAAAAACAACGUUUGGCGGACAAGGUACGAAAAGAAGUCAAACGUCAAAAGAUGAAGAGAAAGUAG